This is a messenger RNA of Homo sapiens (human), 1545 nucleotides long. RefSeq names its product pancreas associated transcription factor 1a (gene PTF1A). The transcript has 2 exons. Bases 220 to 1206 code for a protein of 328 amino acids. The record is from RefSeq and is marked reviewed. Gene Ontology annotation, cellular component: transcription regulator complex; nucleus; cytoplasm. Gene Ontology annotation, biological process: cerebellum development; retinoic acid receptor signaling pathway; amacrine cell differentiation. Lineage: Eukaryota; Metazoa; Chordata; Mammalia; Primates; Hominidae. Gene Ontology annotation, molecular function: chromatin binding; sequence-specific DNA binding; E-box binding.
CCAGGAAGUCCGCCACAGCCCUCCCCAGCGCAGCGCGAGCGCGGGCCAGAGCGCAGCGGCCGCGGGCACUCCAGGGAGGCCCGGGGGCGGGCAGCCCGGCGGCCGCCUAGCUGCCCCCAGCCAGGGCCCCGGGAGGGAGGGGCUCGGACGGGCCUUAGAAACUCACCAAGAACUAACACGCGCAGCCCGGCAGUCCCGCUGCCCACUGCGGCGGCGAGCAUGGACGCGGUGUUGCUGGAGCACUUCCCCGGGGGCCUAGACGCCUUUCCUUCUUCGUACUUCGACGAGGACGACUUCUUCACCGACCAGUCUUCACGGGACCCCCUGGAGGACGGCGAUGAGCUGCUGGCGGACGAGCAGGCCGAGGUGGAGUUCCUUAGCCACCAGCUCCACGAGUACUGCUACCGCGACGGGGCGUGCCUGCUGCUGCAGCCCGCGCCCCCGGCCGCCCCGCUAGCGCUCGCCCCGCCGUCCUCGGGGGGCCUCGGUGAGCCAGACGACGGCGGCGGCGGCGGCUACUGCUGCGAGACGGGGGCGCCCCCAGGCGGCUUCCCCUACUCGCCCGGCUCGCCGCCCUCGUGCCUGGCCUACCCGUGCGCCGGGGCGGCAGUACUGUCUCCCGGGGCGCGGCUGCGCGGCCUGAGCGGAGCGGCGGCUGCGGCGGCGCGGCGCCGGCGGCGGGUGCGCUCCGAGGCGGAGCUGCAGCAGCUGCGGCAGGCGGCCAACGUGCGCGAGCGGCGGCGCAUGCAGUCCAUCAACGACGCCUUCGAGGGGCUGCGCUCGCACAUCCCCACGCUGCCCUACGAGAAGCGCCUCUCCAAGGUGGACACGCUGCGCCUGGCCAUCGGCUACAUCAACUUCCUCAGCGAGCUCGUGCAGGCCGACCUGCCCUUGCGCGGCGGUGGCGCGGGCGGCUGCGGGGGGCCGGGCGGCGGCGGGCGCCUGGGCGGGGACAGCCCGGGCAGCCAGGCCCAGAAGGUCAUCAUCUGCCAUCGGGGCACCCGGUCCCCCUCCCCCAGCGACCCUGAUUAUGGCCUCCCUCCCCUAGCAGGACACUCUCUCUCAUGGACUGAUGAAAAACAACUCAAGGAACAAAAUAUUAUCCGAACAGCCAAAGUCUGGACCCCAGAGGACCCCAGAAAACUCAACAGCAAAUCUUCCUUCAACAACAUAGAAAACGAACCACCAUUUGAGUUUGUGUCCUGAGAAGUCCCAGACUCGGCUGAAGAUCUGAUUAUGUCUCUGUGCAUAUUGUACAUGUAAAUAUCUAUAAUGUAAAUGUAAUUUAAGAAUCAAAUUUUUCGAAUGGCAAUCAACUGUUUAUUAUUUAUCUAUUUAUUAUCCUGUUGAGUUGAUGAAAUAGAUGAUUUCUUUUUAAAUAUAUAAUUUAUAUAACUUAUCCUGAUUUUCUGAAAAUAUGCAAUAGCCUAUGAUUUUCCUGAACUCUGUGUUGUUGGGAGAACUCUGGCCAGAAAACGUCCUGCUUAUUUAUUGCCAGAUAUGGUUUAUUUCUAAGCGUUGUCAAUAAAUGCUAUUUACACCUUU